Paralichthys olivaceus (Japanese flounder) is the source of this 1588-nucleotide messenger RNA. RefSeq names its product cholinergic receptor, muscarinic 5a (gene chrm5a). NCBI's taxonomy places the organism in Eukaryota, Metazoa, Chordata, Actinopteri, Pleuronectiformes, Paralichthyidae. The record is from RefSeq and is a predicted model, not a curated record. Gene Ontology annotation, cellular component: dendrite; plasma membrane; synapse. Gene Ontology annotation, biological process: G protein-coupled receptor signaling pathway, coupled to cyclic nucleotide second messenger; chemical synaptic transmission; adenylate cyclase-inhibiting G protein-coupled acetylcholine receptor signaling pathway. Gene Ontology annotation, molecular function: G protein-coupled acetylcholine receptor activity; G protein-coupled serotonin receptor activity.
CUCAACCAUGGAAGGAGAAAAUAAACUGAAUUUCACUGCGAACAGCAGUACGACGGAUAUCCACCUGGUGACGCACAGUCUGUGGGAGGUGAUCACCAUUGCAACUGUGUCGGCUAUAGUCAGCCUCAUCACCAUUGUGGGGAAUGUUCUGGUCAUGAUCUCCUUUAAAGUCAACAGCCAGCUCAAGACUGUGAACAAUUACUACCUGCUGAGUCUGGCAGCUGCAGACCUCAUCAUUGGUGUUUUCUCCAUGAACCUGUAUACCUCUUAUAUACUGAUGGGCUACUGGGCCUUAGGAAACCUCGCCUGUGAUCUGUGGUUGGCUGUGGACUAUGUAGCCAGCAAUGCAUCAGUCAUGAACUUGUUGGUGAUCAGUUUUGACAGAUAUUUCUCCAUCACCAGGCCUCUGACCUACAGGGCCAAACGGACGCCCAAGCGAGCUGGGAUUAUGAUUGGUUUAGCCUGGCUGGUGUCGCUCAUUCUGUGGGCUCCACCGAUACUCUGCUGGCAGUACUUUAUAGGGAAAAGGACCGUCCCUGAGAGGCAAUGCCAGAUCCAGUUUUUCUCUGAGCCUGUAAUAACCUUCGGGACAGCAAUCGCAGCCUUUUAUAUCCCCGUGUCAGUCAUGACAAUCCUGUACUGUCGAAUCUACAAGGAGACAGAGAAGAGGACCAAAGAUCUGGCUGAGCUUCAGGGGAUUAACUAUGCCACAGACUCUGGGGUCUCUCAGCCUCCAAAGACCAUUAUCAGGUCCUGCUUCAGUUAUAAACUAAGAUCGGCCUCGCACGACAGGAACCAAGCAUCCUGGUCAUCUUCCAGCAGGAGCAACGCUGCCAAAUCUGCAGCCACCACCAAUGAUGAGUGGUCCAAAGCAGGUCACCUGACCACCUUUAACAGCUACGCAUCCUCAGAGGAUGAGGACAGGCCUGUUUCUCCAGGAGGCUUCCAGGCCUCGUUCAGGAACCAGGCUUGCGAGACCAGCAAGAGUGUUGUUGGCAGCGAGAGCGAGCAGCUCAGCAGCUAUGACGAGGACAGCUUCUUCCAAACGCCACCGAAAAGCAACUCUCAGAAGAGCGGCAAGUGCGUGUCGUACAAGUUCAAACCUAUGGCCAAAGACACUCAAGCGGAGCACCAGGUCAAGAACGGAGACACAAAGAUGGCAUCAUCAACGUUUUCCUCAGCCGAGUCCAUGAGCAUCCCAUCCACGUCCUCGACGUCCAAACCCAUCGACGCCACCCUGAAGAACCAGAUCACCAAGAGGAAGAGGAUGGUGUUGAUCAAGGAGAGGAAGGCAGCACAGACUCUCAGUGCCAUCUUGCUGGCCUUCAUUCUGACAUGGACGCCAUAUAACAUCAUGGUGCUGAUUUCCACCUUCUGCUCAGACUGUAUCCCAGUCUCCCUCUGGCAUCUUGGCUACUGGCUGUGCUACGUUAACAGCACCGUCAACCCCAUGUGCUACGCCCUGUGUAACAAGAAUUUUCAGAAGACCUUUCGCAUGCUCUUACUCUGCCAGUGGAAGAAGAAAAGGAUGGAGGAGAAACUUUACUGGUACGGACAGAACCCUGUGGUCAACUCCAAACUCACAUGA